AUGGUUGUUCCAUCUCCCGAGUCGUCAAAUCUGUUGGUACCUUUUCCUCCUGGCUCUGGCGGAGACUACCAUGAUGGACCUCUUCUCAAUGUCCAUGAUCCUACUGUUCCAAUCCACCAUGGUAAAGGUCCUAUUCCUCGUGACGCUCAGACUGCCAGCAUCCUGCCUUUUGCUUUUAGCCUCGGUGACUACCAGGAUGAGCCUGACUCUCAGGUUGCUGCUCGUGAUGGCGAAGGCCAUGAGCCCUACCUCAAUGUCCAUGGCCCAACUAUUCCCAUUCUCCCUGAGGAUGUAGACGUUACUGUUAACUUGACUCCUCGUGACGAAGAGGGCAAAGAGCUCGACACAUCCAAGUUCGAUGGUCACUGCAGGGUAAACGGGGAUUGCAAUGUUGGUUCUUUCUGUAUUGCGAACUGGUGCACUGCCGCCCUUGAACUGGAUGAUGGCACCCUCGUCCUUCCCCCUCGUGAUCUUGUCGGAGAAGAUUUUGAGCACUUAACGGUUGGUAAUGUGUUCCGAGAUGGAAUGGAAUGGAUGGGGUCAUUGCUUGUACGAAAAUAUCAGGUGUCUGGUGUCUAUGAGCCGCCGUCGAUCCAGUCGGUGACAAUGCGUGGCAACGGUGGUGCGAGACGGCCGAGCUACAUUCCUACUAUCAGCAACCUUGCCAGAGUAUUCUCUCGAGGUGCCAUCUUGAUAGGCAAAAGACAGGAGAUGGGUUUAUGCUUUUAUAACAAUCUAACGCUGGUUUCCGAGGAGGCCGCGCUGCUACGUCCGAUUCACGCCUUGCAAAGAGCUAAAAGUGGGCAGCGCAGCUACCCGUAG
Messenger RNA from Aspergillus nidulans FGSC A4, 822 nucleotides. RefSeq lists its product as uncharacterized. Bases 1 to 822 code for a protein of 273 amino acids. NCBI's taxonomy places the organism in Eukaryota, Fungi, Ascomycota, Eurotiomycetes, Eurotiales, Aspergillaceae. The transcript has 11 exons. The record is from RefSeq and is a predicted model, not a curated record.